Messenger RNA from Leptopilina heterotoma, 1245 nucleotides. RefSeq names its product viral IAP-associated factor homolog (gene viaf). The transcript has 5 exons. Gene Ontology annotation, biological process: protein folding. The record is from RefSeq and is a predicted model, not a curated record. Lineage: Eukaryota; Metazoa; Arthropoda; Insecta; Hymenoptera; Figitidae. The coding region runs from base 150 to 869 and encodes 239 amino acids. Gene Ontology annotation, cellular component: cytoplasm.
UUCAUUCACUUGAUUCAUUAUCAUUUCCUAUAAGGGCGUGGAAAAAGUGUGUUUUUUAAAUAAAAAUUUAAUAAACAUUGACAAUAAGGUGUAACAAAAAUAAAAAUAUAAAUUUUCAAUUGGUGUGAAUAAAUUUUUUCUAAUUAAUCAUGCAAGAUCCAAAUGAAGACACUGAGUGGAAUGAUAUUCUCAGACGGAAAGGAAUUAUUCCCGAGAAGAAGAAAGAUGCGGAAAUAACGGAGGAUCAAAUUGUGAAUAUUUUAGAAUCGACAAUAGAUCAAAAAACAGGACGUGAAAUCAAUAAUCUAGAGGAAAAAACGUUAGAUGAACUGGAUGAACUUGAGGAUGAGGAAGACGAAAGAGUUUUACAAGAAUAUCGACGUAAAAGAAUAGCAGAAAUGCAGGAAAUGGCCAACAAAUCAAAAUAUGGAGAAGUUAGAGAAAUUUCCGCUCAAGAUUAUGUUCAGGAAGUUAAUAAAGCUGGCGAAAAUAUAUGGGUCGUUUUGCACUUGUAUAAAGCAGGAAUUCCUCUUUGCACGUUAAUUAAUCAACAUUUGGCAUCAUUAGCAAGAAAAUUUCCAACGACGAAAUUUUUAAAAAGUAUUUCCACCACCUGCAUACCAAAUUGGCCCGACAGCAAUCUACCAACAAUAUUUAUUUACACAAAUGGAGACAUGACUAAACAAAUUAUUGGGCCAAUUGAAUUACGAGGAAUGAAAUUAACAGAAGAUGAAUUGGAAUGGAUGCUUGGAGAAGCAGAAGCUGUUCCGACAAAAAUAAAAACCGAUCCAAAACCAAAAGUUCGAGACGUUCUCUUCUCGAAGUUAAAUGAACAAAAUGAUGAUCUUGCUGAUACGAAUGAUUGGUGAUGCUUUCGUUUUGUUUUCAAAUGGAAACAGAAGGUCUUCGAUUUAUUUAUGCACGUCAUUUGAAGAAAAAUUAUUUUUUUAAGUAAUUUUUUGCAUAGUUGAGAUGACAUUAAAUUUUAUUAACACUAUUAUAGCACGAGAUUUGUUGAAUUAUAAAUUUAAGUUUACAAUUAUGCUCAUCCAAAGCAAUUUUAUUUCAAGUUUAUAAUUAUUUAUUUUAAUGGGAUUUAUAUGUAUCUAUUAACAAUUAUAAUAACUGUAAAGAAAUAUUUUUAAAAAAUGCGUGGAAAAAAAUACUUGUUAAAAGUGUGAAAGCAUUUAAUUUUAACAUUUUUCUAUGAAAAAUAUCAAUAAAAGUUUUUAGCACUUUACAAAA